Astyanax mexicanus (Mexican tetra) is the source of this 2606-nucleotide messenger RNA. RefSeq names its product homeobox C9a (gene hoxc9a). The record is from RefSeq and is a predicted model, not a curated record. The transcript has 2 exons. Gene Ontology annotation, molecular function: DNA-binding transcription factor activity, RNA polymerase II-specific; RNA polymerase II cis-regulatory region sequence-specific DNA binding. Gene Ontology annotation, cellular component: nucleus. Gene Ontology annotation, biological process: DNA-templated transcription; anterior/posterior pattern specification; embryonic skeletal system morphogenesis. Bases 1278 to 2057 code for a protein of 259 amino acids. Lineage: Eukaryota; Metazoa; Chordata; Actinopteri; Characiformes; Acestrorhamphidae.
AAAGAUUUAACAUGAAGUUUACCAUAAAUGUGUUUUUGUUCAAUUGUAGAAGUUAUCUUAACAACACACGGGAGGUAAAUAUCGGUUUCAUCUUAAUAUAAGUUCACUCUGUAUCUGUUAGUAUAUUUGGUUUCAAUUCCUAAUUAUGUCUCUUAAAAAAAAUUACCCUGAAAAUACUUUAUUUUUCCUAAUGUGAUUGAGUUUACGCGCAGACCUACUGCUCAAAUAAGCAAGCAUAAAAUGCUUAGAAUUGUUUUACAGACGAAUCCCAGCUUUUAGUAUACAACACAGCACUACCCUCCCACCCCCACUCCCCGUCCUCCAUGCUGUCUUCGACGUUUAGGUUUGAUGAGACUUGUUUCACAAGCGCGGUGUUGGUUUUAUGUUAAGCUAGAAACUCAACUGCAGUUUUAUUAACGACACGUUUAUGAACAAUCAAAUGGUCCCCAUAAAAAUUUAUUGAAGGACAUAAAAGCAUGCACGACCACUUGCCGAAUAUAGCCGCUGUAGUGGCCAAGUUUGCAAGCGUCGUUCUAUUCCCACCUCUGCGAUUUUUUUUAAGUCCAUUUUAUGAGGGACAUCCCGAAUUGUGUUUAUUUGAAACUGGUGGAAACCGAGGCCUCCAGUGCGUAACAGAGAGCCAAAAGUCCCACAUCUGCACCGUAGAUAAGUCAAUUCCAUUUAUAUUUCAGCAUGGUUUGUCUCUAUUAGUGUAAUCAGUGGCAACGUUUAUGGUAAUAAAACCAUCAGAACAAAAACAAUCAGUUUAUGUCCACCUGCAGAGGUGAAAGUGAUUAAUAUGAAAACAUAAUACGGAAAAUGAUGCGCAAAACCCAGGGCAGACCAGAAAGCAGUACGACCAAUCUUGUUCGACCAAGAUUAAUUACACCAAAAAAUAGUGCCUCGAAAAGACCUUGCACAGUCUUUAAACAAACACCAAUGGGUGUUUUAGUUAAGAAAUAAACGUCAACGACACUCGAAUGCUACGUUUUACCUCUUCGUAUGCAAAUAACCUUAAGAAAAACAAACAUUAGAAACAUUAUUAGCAACCUACUGCAAUCCCGAAGUACAAUGCUAUCCCAAGACAACCCGCGCAUUGAUCUUCUGUGCGCUUUUUUCACGGGGUAAAUGUGAUCACGUGCUCCGUAGUCGUCCAAUCACAGCUAGAGGGGCUUUCAGAAAUAAUUACCUGGCUUGAUUGUUCUAUGGGCAGAUAAAAAGUACACAUACACGCCAUAUAAUAAUCGGAUGCAUGUAAAAGAGACGGCAGCAUCGUCAUGUCGACUACGGGUCCCAUAAGCAGUUAUUAUGUGGAUUCCUUGAUCAACCACGAGAGCGAGGAUGUUUUGGCGACUCGUUUUUCCACCUCGGCACCGAUAUCCUCCGGUUCACGCCCGACGACUCUGGUACCGGAAUGCGUGGAUUAUCCGUCCUGCAGCUUUGCCCCGAAACCCCCAGUUUUCACUACCUCUUGGGCCCCCGGUCACUCGCAGUCGUCAGUGGUUUACCACCCGUACACUCACCAGCCUCAUUUAGGAACAGACUCAAGGUACGUCCGCUCGUGGCUAGAGCCAAUCCCUGGUACCGUGUCCUUUCCAGGCUACCCAGCUAACAACAGGCACUAUGGACUGAAGCCUGACGCCUUCCAGGACCCCCGAACUGGAGACUGCUUGGCUUCAAACGGACGCACCUAUUCGGAUUAUCUCUAUUGCUCCGCCGUGGACAUCAGAGAAAAGCAGCCGAAUACACCUUCGCCAGAGUCGGAGACGCUAUCUUCCGGGAAGCACAAAGACGAGAAGACUGAAUUAGACCCGAACAAUCCUGUUGCAAACUGGAUCCAUGCGCGCUCCACAAGAAAGAAGCGAUGUCCAUACACAAAAUACCAAACGCUGGAACUCGAAAAGGAGUUUUUAUUCAAUAUGUAUCUAACAAGAGACCGGCGAUAUGAGGUGGCCAGAGUGUUAAACCUAACGGAGAGGCAGGUCAAAAUCUGGUUCCAGAACCGACGGAUGAAGAUGAAGAAAAUGAACAAGGAAAAGAGCGACAGUAAAGAAUAGUCGACCAAAAAUUGUUUCACGGAAAAGAGACUGUACGAAAAACGUAGAAGAUUGUUCUCCAAUGUCUUAACAGUUACCGCCUCUCUUCGUUGUAACAGGAAUAGACUAAACGCAUUGGCAGUUUAUUUUGUUAUGGUAUCAUUUUAGUUUCUAGUAACUGUGAUUUUACCAAUCUAGGUUUAUAUUAACUCUACAUUUACUUGCACAUUAGAUAUCUGUUCGGAUUUAGAUGAGAGAAUGUAAGGACAUUGUAUGCCGUAGAGAAGCUGCCCCGAAGUGUAAGCAAGAAAAUACUUGAACUACUACUCUAUUUUCAAUUUCGUAAUUUAUGAUUUUGAUGUUUGUGUGUGUUCAGUUUAUUUGUAACAGGUGUAAAACUCCAAUAUAUUUUGUAAGGAAUAACACUUACAUUGUUUAUGUUUCCGUGUGAUGUCCCUGUUGUUGUUUUUUGUAUCUGUUUGUGCAUUCUACGUUGUUUCAAUUGUUGAAAUAAUCUUCUGUAUGGAUUGUAAAUAUGUCAAAAUAUAUACGACCACUACCUUAAUAUUA